Messenger RNA from Zingiber officinale, 1571 nucleotides. RefSeq names its product plant cysteine oxidase 2-like. Lineage: Eukaryota; Viridiplantae; Streptophyta; Magnoliopsida; Zingiberales; Zingiberaceae. The transcript has 6 exons. Gene Ontology annotation, molecular function: oxidoreductase activity, acting on single donors with incorporation of molecular oxygen, incorporation of two atoms of oxygen. The record is from RefSeq and is a predicted model, not a curated record. Bases 417 to 1247 code for a protein of 276 amino acids.
AGAGAGAGGAGGAAGGAAUCAAAGGCAGUUUAUGGCAGCCCACGGGAAAGACGGGAAAGCAGAGAAGCUCCGUGGCCAUGGCGCCCAUGGUUUUCCCUUUCCUUCCAUGAAAAUGGAAUCACCCAGAAUCGCCACUCUCCCAAAUUUGGGAUCGGGAGCAAAAAGUUUUUUCCUUUUCGGAGAAGAAAAGACAAAGCUUGAUCAUCAGCACUGCGGCCAUUGGACAUCGGCUAAUGUUCUCCUUCCUUCCUCUGCUGCCCUAACUACCCUCCCCCCUUAUUUCCUUCUUAAAAAUCCGAAUUUUCCGUGCUCUUCGAGUUUGGAGGUUCAGCAUUCGGAUACUCGCUUAAAGGUUUGAUUUUUUUUAUCGCCUCGGAGUUGUUUUUCUCCGAUCAAGGACUUGCCCUUUGUUUUGAAUGAGGGUGGGAGGCAACUUGGUUGCCGACGACCGCGACGGGAAGGUAAAAUCGGCCCCCGAGAAGAGCAAGGGACUUUCGAGGAAGAGAAAGCGGAGGAAGAAGAAGGCGGUCAGAGCGGUUCAGAGGCUGUUUGAGACUUGCAAGCAGGUUUUUGCGGAGGGCGGACCCGGAGUCAUUCCGUCGCCUGAGAAUGUCGAUCGCCUUCGAUCUUUACUUGAUACUUUGAAGCCUGAUGAUGUUGGUCUAAGUCCAAACUCGCCAUAUUUUCAGAACUUUGGGAUUGAUGGGCCUCCUCCUGUGACAUAUUUGCACCUCUACGACUGUCCUAAUUUUUCAAUUGGUAUCUUUUGCCUGCCACAAGCAGCUGCAAUUCCACUUCACAAUCACCCGAGCAUGACUGUUUUUAGUAAAAUCCUUCUCGGGUCCAUGCACAUUAAAUCGUACGAUUGGGUUAAUGACCCUCAGAGCUCAAAUGUGAAAAUCAAAUCCUCUAGCGGUGCAUGUCUCGCCAAGGUGAACACUGAUGCUGUAUUUACAGCACCUCAUCGGACAUCUGUUUUAUACCCUACCACUGGGGGUAACUUGCAUUGUUUUACUGCAGUAACCUCUUGUGCAGUGUUAGAUGUCCUUGGACCACCAUACAGUGAUGACGAAGGGCGCACUUGUAUGUACUACAAGGAAUAUGCAUUCUCAAGUUUCCCGGGUGAUGCGACUUUGGCAUUAGGCAAGAAUGAGGAGCACGCAUGGCUCGAAGAGAGUGGGAGCAAGCCACAUGAUCUUGUUGUGCGCAGAGCAGAGUAUAGAGGCCCGAGGAUUUUAGAGCCUUGAUUUGUGACUUGCAAAUGUACAAAGAAAAUAAAAGGAUAUCGAAAUAAGAAGCUUGGGAAAAAGGUCAUGGGCUGAAAUUCCUUCUGCUACCUAAUAUAUCGGUUUAGGUCGUAGUGGCUUAGUUACGGUGCAGAACAAUCUUAGGUAUAUUAAAGCUGAUGGAACUUACAUACGAUGCCUUUCUGAUUUUCGCAAAGCCUGAAAUUGAGUUUGUCAAGGGCUUUUUGUUUUUGCCAUUUCUUUUUUUGAGGUGCUAUUUCGCAUGAGUUUUGUAAUAUCUUUUUGUAUCAUCGAUUUGAUGAUGAUUGUUUGGGAUUCUCUUCA